AUAGUUACAUAUUUAGUAAUUUUUUUUCUUUUAAUUCCUUAAGUAUUUCUAAAUAUAGUUAAUUGUUUCAUUCAUACUAAUGCUUAUUUUAUAAUUAUUUAAUGACGAUGCUCUUAUUUGUAUCAUAUGUAGUAUACUUUUAUGCGAAUUAAAGAUGUUUCAUUUAUAAUUUUAAUAUAUUGUCAGUUUUACGUUGUUAUACUUCAAAGUACUAUAUUUCAAAAGAAAAUUAAGGAUAUAGCACAUUACUUAUUAUUAAUAUGGCCAAUAAUAAAAAUUUCAACAAGCCCUACAAAAUUAUAGACUCUAGGCGUGAACAUAAAAUUGGAGUUGUAGCAAAUUCUCUAUCUGAACUUAUUAUAAAAGCUCAACAAAAGCUCAAAAUUAACGGACCUGUUAAAGUUGUAUUAGAAAUUGAUGGUACUGAAAUUGAUGAAAAUGAUUACUUUGAAACUUUAGAAGAUAAUACUUUAUUUAUGAUACUUAAAUCAGAAGAAAAAUGGUGUCCUUAUAGUGCAAUAAGUAUUAAAAUUGGUGAUGAUCAUGUUGAUGGUACUCAAAAUUUGUACAACUUAAUCGAACGUUUGAAAAACGAUAUUGGCCAAAUUACAUUACUAGGUGGUUGCGAUCUUGAAUUACUAUCAGAUAUGAAUCUUGAAGAUAUGGAAAACCUUGGAAUUGAUAAAUCGUUUUUAGAAAACAUCAAAGAAGCUAGUGGAAGAUACUUAUCUGAAAAAAGAGAAGCUCAAGAUGCAUUAAAUUUGCUCAAGUUAUAUCAUGCUUCAACUGUUAAACAAAAUGCUUCAAAGAAAAACAAAGUUUAAGAAAUAAUAAUCUUGUUGUUAAAAUGAUGUAAUAUCAGUUAUAUGAUCUCUAAAUUUUAGCUAUAUUAUAUUGUCAAUUUUUUAAU
Messenger RNA from Daktulosphaira vitifoliae (grape phylloxera), 910 nucleotides. RefSeq names its product DNA fragmentation factor subunit alpha-like. The record is from RefSeq and is a predicted model, not a curated record. Gene Ontology annotation, biological process: apoptotic process; regulation of apoptotic process. The transcript is spliced from 5 exons. The coding region runs from base 261 to 824 and encodes 187 amino acids. Lineage: Eukaryota; Metazoa; Arthropoda; Insecta; Hemiptera; Phylloxeridae.